GUCUUGUUCCAACUUUCAACACUCGACAAUGGUUGUUAAGACUAUUACACACACUGACACAAGCUCACACACAAACGCAUGCACACAAUAUAUAUACAUAUGUUUUGUGUGUGUCUUAAAUGUUGAAAGUGAUUAGAUACGAGAUAAAGCCAACUAAAGCAUCCUACGACGUCAGAGACACAUGGCGUCGAUAGUGAUGCUCCUUAGAGCACUGAUGAGUUGCCGUCUUACGCCUAAAGACGAGCCGGAGACAUCGGAUUCUUCUUCGUCUGCUGCGAAACUUUACAGAAAUAUCGUCGGAGACGAAAACGUGACAAGGAAGAGAAUUUCAGUGGUUGAUACAUCGCAUCUUGGCGAUAAUCACGAGUUUAUUAUCGAAACUACGUGUGGAAGCAACGAUAUGGAUGAAGGGUUUUACUGGAUCAUCGUCAGGAAUCACUUGAUGUGAAUUUUAUAAAGCGUUUAAGUAUAAUUAAGUAAUGUAAGUCCUUGGUCCUUGCAUGAUUUGUUUUUCUUAGGAUCAACCAUGCAGCAUUCUGGACUACUAAAUUUCUAUCAAGAUAAAUCAUGUGUUGUGACAAUUUGAACCAAUAAUCAGUGGUUAACUGUCAAAAAAAUAAAUUUAGUCAUAUUUUCGUUUUGUCGUUUUUUAAUUUUUGUUAGUGAAUUUUGUCGUAAAUAAAACGAACCAAAGAAAAUAUGAACUGAUUCGAGUCAGUCUACGCUCUUUUCGAGUAUCAAAAUUAAGAACUUUUCC
Arabidopsis thaliana (thale cress) is the source of this 757-nucleotide messenger RNA. RefSeq lists its product as uncharacterized. The transcript has a single exon. The coding region runs from base 182 to 448 and encodes 88 amino acids. The record is from RefSeq and is marked reviewed. Lineage: Eukaryota; Viridiplantae; Streptophyta; Magnoliopsida; Brassicales; Brassicaceae.